Messenger RNA from Macaca mulatta (Rhesus monkey), 5020 nucleotides. Lineage: Eukaryota; Metazoa; Chordata; Mammalia; Primates; Cercopithecidae. The record is from RefSeq and is a predicted model, not a curated record.
UAUUGUCCACUAUUCUUCACUAGGGCGGACUCAGAGUUAGUUUUAAUGACUGCUUUGUUUUCUGAGUAUUAAUGACUCUUGGCUGUUUAUUUGCAAAUAUGUUAUUUUUGCUGCUGUUGGAACCUGAACAUUUUGCAUCUUCAACUCCUUUUUCCUUUUACUACUAAAAUUCACAGCACAUCCAGUGAGACCUGAACAGGACUGAAACCUUCAGUGUUUUUGUUGUGGCCGCCCCAGUGACAUCUUGGCUUCUACAAACCUCAUCCAGCCAGUUGUCUGCAGUUUCUUCUGUUUUAUGGACCCUGGACUUUCUGUAAGAUGGUGGUUCCCGUGGUGCUGCUGCCAAACGGCUCAGGGAUGCAGCCAUCUUUCCAUUUUGCUCCUUAGAUAGUUUCUGGCCUCUGAAAACCUAGGCAGUUAGCGCAGUGUCGUGACAGUCUCUUGUAAGGAGGAAGGGAGGGUACUGGAGUCCCCCAAAGACAUUUGCAUUUCUUCCCACCUCCCUGAGCCAUGGCAACCGUUACGGUCACUCCCAUCAGAAAUGACAUAAUAUGCUCUAUGAGGUAAAACACCUAUGUUACCUCAUAUAAAAUGUUCAAAGCCAGAACUUGGACUUUGGGAAACGUCGCAUAUCCCUCUCCGGAAGCCCGCCUCCCAGCCUCUCGGUGUUCUUAGAGAUGGCGAAGGAUGGGGUUGCAGCGCCAGAAUUCCAGAAUCGGAAGUUCUCCUCGGCCGCCGUAGGUGGACCAUAAACCUGUGCGAGGACUCCAGAAGUAGAAGCAGUUUACGGAAGUGUAACGUUGAGGCCCUCCUUGUGGAUCUGGAGAAGAUAGAGGGGAACCCGUAUCAGAAAGACUGCUGUCACAUUUUAAUGCCUCUCUAGACCUGAUAAUUUAAAAGGAGUCACAUUCCUCAGAUAAAAGCCCACAGGUUCUGACUCCUCAGGAGAAAAAGCAUCACCCGAAGAGGAAGGAAGUGGAUUUGGGUAUCACCAUUUCUAGGGGCACACUUGAUUGAAGACUGAGACUUCUGAAGAGAAGUCCAGAAGAUACAAAGACAGACCAUCCCAGUUGAAUGCUGUUUUCCAAGAACAGAAGAAAAUGAUCCAGGCCCAGGAAUCCGUAACACUGGAGGAUGUGGCUGUGGACUUCACCUGGGAGGAGUGGCAGCUUCUGGGCCCUGCUCAGAAGGACCUGUACCGGGACGUGAUGUUGGAGAACUACAGCAACCUGGUGGCAGUGGGGUAUCAAGCCAGCAAACCGGAUGUAUUCUUCAAGUUGGAACAAGGAGAACCACCGUGGACAACAGAAGAUGGAAUCCACAGUGGAGCCUGUUCAGAAAUCUGGAAAGUUGAUGAUCAUGUGCUGAAGCGCUUGCAUAGUGAAACCCUAGUGAACAGAAGGAAACAAUGUCAUGAACAUGAUGCAUUUGAAAAUAUCGUUCAUUGCAGCAAAAGUCAGUUUCUGUUAGGGCAAAAUCAUGAUAUAUUUGACUUACAUGGAAAAAGUUUGAAAUCAAAUUUAACUUUAGUUAAUAAGAGCAAAGGCUAUGAAAUAAAGAACUCUUGUGAGUUUACUGGAAAUGGGGACUCCUUUCUUCAUGCUAACCAUGAACGACUUCAUACUGCAAUUAAAUUCCCUGCAAGUAAAAAACUCAUCAGCACUAAGUCCCAAUUCAUCAAUCCCAAGCAUCAGAAAACACGAAAAUUGGAGAAGCAUCAUGUAUGCAGUGAAUGUGGGAAAGCCUUCAUCAAGAAGUCUUGGCUAACUGAUCACCAGGUAAUGCAUACAGGAGAGAAACCCCACAGAUGUAGUCUGUGUGAGAAAGCCUUCUCCAGAAAGUUCAUGCUCACUGAACAUCAGCGAACUCAUACGGGAGAAAAACCUUAUGAAUGCCCUGAAUGUGGCAAAGCCUUUCUCAAGAAAUCACGGCUCAACAUACAUCAGAAAACACAUACCGGAGAGAAACCCUAUAUAUGCAGUGAAUGUGGAAAAGGCUUCAUCCAGAAAGGAAAUCUCAUUGUACACCAGCGAAUUCAUACAGGUGAGAAACCUUAUAUAUGCAGUGAAUGUGGAAAAGGCUUCAUUCAGAAGACUUGCCUCAUAGCUCAUCAGAGAUUUCACACGGGAAAGACGCCCUUUGUGUGCAGUGAAUGUGGAAAAUCCUGUUCUCAGAAGUCAGGUCUCAUUAAACAUCAAAGAAUUCACACAGGAGAGAAACCCUUUGAAUGUAGUGAAUGUGGGAAAGCCUUUAGCACAAAGCAAAAGCUCAUUGUCCAUCAAAGGACUCAUACAGGAGAGAGACCCUAUGGCUGCAACGAGUGUGGGAAAGCAUUUGCUUAUAUGUCGUGCCUGGUUAAGCAUAAGAGAAUACACACGAGGGAGAAACAAGAUGCAGUCAAGGUGGAAAUUCCUCCUGCAGAGAGGCACAGCAUAUUACACACCAGUGAUGUCAUGCAGGAGAAAAACUCCGCUAACGGGGUGACUACACAAGUGUCUUCUGUGACCCCUCAGACAUCACUAAACAUCAGCGGCCUCCUUGCAAACAGGAACAUAGUCCUUGUGGGACAGCCAGUGGUCAGAUGUGCAGCCUCAGGAGAUGAUAGAGGAUUUGCACAGGACAGAAACCUUGUGAAUGCGGUGAAUGUGGUUGUGCCUUCCGUGAUCAAUUAUGUCUUAUUUUAUGUUACAGAAAACCCAUAGGAAGAGAACUCAGAUCUAUGUGGAAAAAGGGUGGAGCAAAAAUUUGUAGUUCAUUAUGUGGCUGAAAAGCAUACACUGAGAGAAAAUGUAUAAGGCAGAGAAAGCCUGAUAAACUCAUCCUAUUUAAAUGUAUGCUGUGAUGCACAGGCAAAAUCUGAUGUUAGCCUAAACACAUACACAGCAGUUGCUCUAUUGUGUCAAAUAAAUGAGUAAAGGAAGCCCAAGUACUUUGAAGUGGAAGAAAUGAAGUACUGUGAAUUUUUAAAAGAGAUGAAAGAAUUGGUAUCGGGGGUGUUGCAGUGACUGAAAAACCCCAUAAGGGGUGGUUGGUGGGAAAGGGCUAGUACUGGAAUGGUGGGAUGUGGGACGCAUUUGUGUCAAUUCAGUUUCCUUAGACCAGUGUGAAGGAUUAAUUGAAAACCAGGACCAUAAACUUUCAGAACUUUAUAUUUUGCAGAGGGAUCUGCUGUUAAUGGUACUUAAGCACCUGAGUACAAAAAUGAGGUUUGGUUUGGUUUUGUUUUUUAUGCCCAGGUCUCAUCUCUCCAAAAGAUUACAAAUUCCCUGCUAAUUUUUGUGGCUACUUAAAUUUUAGAAUUAAAGAAACUGAACACAAAAUUUAAAAAUUCAGUUCCCUCACUGCUCAAGAGCUGUACGUGAAUAGCUGCUACCAAACUGGACAGCAGAGUGAACAGAACUUUGAGACAAUGGGGACUCUCUGUCAUCAUUUCCAGCAUCCCAGAAAGUUGUGCUGAAGAGCUGCUUUGCAUGAUUUAAUAUUUCCCAACACAUAGAAAAUCAAAAACUAUAUUGAUUUGGAGAGAGAAUGAUUUGGAAAGAGAAGAGUAUUUUGUCAUUGAAGGGAAUGACAGUUGUAAAGAAUGGAAUUGUCACCCACAACUUUUGUGUGAUUAGAGAGACUUAGUCAAAUAUAAAAGGGGCAGAGCAGAAAAGGAAAAGGACCCUUAGAAUAAGUAGAACACAAAGGAGGAGGAAAAUCUUAGUCUCUGAGAAUGGAUGAGACUGUAACAGAUGGGGGGAGGUGGGUUUCUUUUGGGAUGUCUUAGAGAUGACCCUUUUAUUUGUCCGUAAGACCUAUCCCUUGCUAAAGUUACCGUUUCAAAGAUCCUGGCUUCUCUGUGACCUGCUGAACUGAGAUGUGAUUUUUUUUUUUUUUUUUUUUUGAGAUCAUGAUUUAUCUUCAUCGUUCUCCCUUUUCUGGGAGUAGAUCUCUUGGCCUUCUUUAUCCGGUUUUUUAACCUUCAUCCCAUAUGGAUACACUGUCCAAGUUACAGUAAGUGCUGCGCAUAGGAAAAGAAAUGAAAAUUUGCCUUGUUGUGGCUAGCUCAGAAUUCAACAGAAAUCCUGGGUUACUAGGUAACUUUUGUUUUGUUUUUGUGUUUUUUUUGAGAUGGAGCCUUGCUCUGUCGCCCAGGAUGGAAUGCAGUGGCACGAUCUCAGCUCACUACAACCGUCGCUUCCCAGUGGGGUGUGUUGUCCCUGAAAACCCUGAGGAACAAAGGGCUGAAUUGGGAAUGCCCCAGUUUGUUGUGGGGCCUGAAGUUGGCCCCUCUUCUCCUUUCCCAACAACAGUUGCCCAUUUUUAUCAAAUUUAUUACAACGUUGAUUAGCCAGUGUUUUCCUUUUUUAUAUCUUGGGCAUAGGCCAGGUGGCUCUUUCUUUGUUGUAGUAGCUUGAGUUGUUAUAUUUUGUUCAUUUGAGACUGGGCAAUUCUGUUUUAGAUGACCAAUUGGACCACAAUUAUAACAUUUCCCCCCAAAUGUUCUAACUUGUCCUCCUAAAACAACUCCCAUUAUUGCUUGAGCUAUAAGUUUAGCUUUAUGCAUAGCUCCUCCAAUUCCAUCACAGGCUUUUAUGUACUCUGAGAUUACAUCUGAUCCUGCUGGGACCUUUUCUUUUAAUGGCUUAAUGGCUGAGUGACACUCAGGAUUGGCAUUUUCUUAUGCCAUCAACUCCACUAUGACCUUACAGGCAUUCUCAUCCAUAAUUGACUUUUGAGCAGCAUCUUGGAGCCUUGCCACAAAAUCAGGGUAGGGCUCUUUAGAGCCUUGUCUUAUUUUAUUGAAUGAGGGGCAGGUAGUUCCUGGGUCUUGGAUUUUCUCCCAGGCCAUAAGGCAGAUAGCUCUAACUUGCUCAAUGACCUCAUCUUGCAUUAUUGCUUGUUGAUUAAUAGUGCUCCAAUUUUGACCUGUUCCUAAUAGUUGAUCUGCAUCUAUGUUAACUGGAGGAUUGGCAGCCCUGUUUCUUCAGACCUGUUCUUGUGCCCCAUCAAUACACCAAGUCUUAAAUUGUAAAAA